AUGCUUUCUUCAGAAUUAGCUGUUUCUGCAUCGGAAGUGACCAUGAUGGAGCUACAUUCUCUGAUACCCAGAUUGAGCCUGAGGAAGUUUAUGAAGCACUUAGCAGAAGACCCCAAACUCAGUGAGUGGCCGUUUGAAUCGGGGUACAACGGAGGAGUGGGCGCCGGGAUCUCGCUGUGCGUCCGCCUGGCCUCGUCUCUUGCUGGCUUGUGCGAUCUUUGGCACGGUGUGAGAUGGCUGGCUGGAAAGGACUCCGGAAAGGCCAAGACAAAGGCGGUUUCCUGCUGGCAGAGAGCCCGCUUGCAGUUCCCUGUGGGCCAUGUUCAUCGACACCUGAAAUGUAGGACAACCAGCCAGGGCAGUGUGGGCGCGACUGCCGCUGUGUCUAGCGCAGCCAUCCUGGAGUACCUCACCGCAGAGGUGCUAGAGUUGGCAGGAAAGGCACCAAAAGACUUAAAGGUAAAGCGUAUUGCCCCUCGUCACUUGCAACUUGCUAUUCGUGGAGAUGAAGAAUUGGACUCUCUGAUCCAGGCUACAAUUGCUGGUGGUGCUGUCAUCCCACACAUCCACAAAUAUCUGACUGGGAAGAAGGGACAACAGAAGACUCUUUAA
Cricetulus griseus (Chinese hamster) is the source of this 612-nucleotide messenger RNA. NCBI's taxonomy places the organism in Eukaryota, Metazoa, Chordata, Mammalia, Rodentia, Cricetidae. The record is from RefSeq and is a predicted model, not a curated record.